Haemonchus placei is the source of this 1130-nucleotide messenger RNA. NCBI's taxonomy places the organism in Eukaryota, Metazoa, Nematoda, Chromadorea, Rhabditida, Trichostrongylidae. The record is from the annotation of a GenBank genome assembly.
GCUCAAGAAAGCGAAGUCCUCAAGCACCAGAACACGAGAGGAUUACAUGGCUCGGAACUUGCCGCAAUACCGCAUAACCUGCAAUUUGCUGCUUUGCAGGAAUGGUGGUUGACGAGAAGGUGGAGAGUGACUUCGUAUACGGACGCCUGAAACUGGAAGUACCUUACGGGGGAGAUGCAAUUGAGCCUCCUCAUGCGUUAGUUCAGAAGGAGCUGCUCAAGAAAAGUUUUGAAGAGAACGGUAUUUUCAUCGAAGGCGAACGCGACGAACUACUCGAAGAACCCGGGUGUGAAAAGUUUCGAGUUUAUAAUUUUGAGGUUAAAAGCUGCUUAUUCGCAAAACACUUAUUACCCGCAAUUCGAAGGUUUCUGAACGAUAUUCAAACACAACAACUGCCUCACUUCUACAAAGCUACUGUGAUCAUUCACUCGACUUCUUGCUUUUCAAAUCGCCUAGUAUCAUGUCAUAGAUACGUUCCAUUGGAUGCUGUCUACUUUGGAAAUAUACAAGGUGGUGUUUUCAUCAAUCAUUGGGAGGUAUCAUUCCGAGGCGAAAGUGAUUCAAGCGAGCUGAAGGGGACGAUGCAUGUUGAUUUCCUAUAUGAUCAGAAUGAAUUGAUUUGUGUACGAUUUGAAAACAAAGGGGAGUAUGCAAAGAAUUCCAAUGUCGAUGGAAAGAAGUGUGGCUCUGGGGUCGCCCACUAUCAAAUAACCCUGCGACUUGGCUUUAUACGUCGUAUAAUUGUCGACAAUGCCGUCACUGAUAAAUAUGGCAAGGAUCGAACAAGAAUACAUUUUGAACUGAAUUGCCCUGUGGUCAUACGGAGAGGUCGUGAAUUCGAGAGUGAAAAGAAAAGUUUGACAUACAUCAAGUUUGAGCGGUGGCUUACUGUAAGGAGAGGUCGCAACUCAUUUGAAAAACCUCACCAUCUAGCAAUUGCUGAUAGUCCUUUUUUCACGAUUGAGUUCGGCGAGGUACUUUCGGAUGUCUCGAUCUAUGCUAUACUAUCACGUCUACGGGUACGUAGCGACCUAAGUAUCGAGUUUGCAAGUUUCGAGGUCAGUUUCUUCCCUUUUAAUCGUUUGUUUAUUGUAGAAAGGAUCGCGUCGUUUAAUAUAUUAUAUUCAUAA